This is a messenger RNA of Peronospora belbahrii, 1353 nucleotides long. Lineage: Eukaryota; Oomycota; Peronosporomycetes; Peronosporales; Peronosporaceae. The record is from the annotation of a GenBank genome assembly.
AUGCCGGACAAUUCUACAAUGCGAUGGGUCUUUGUCUGCAUGUCGUGCUUUACAUUAGGAGUUAUUCUAUCAAAUAUCAAUAACCCUCGACUCUUUUCGGUCCAGAACGAGUGUCCGCCAGUGAAAUCCAGUGUACUACGCGCCAUACCGUCAGCACUACAAGUUCAGGAAAUGGGUGUGUCACUAAUUCGGGAGCUUCGCUGUUUAGGCAAUUUCGAGCUAAUCCAGGUCUAUCAUUGCUUCCCCGAGGAGUUGUCGGAUGAGAAUCGAGCAUUGCUCACACGCAAUGACAUGCGAGUGGAGAUUGUGGAUGUUUGUACUGAUAUUAUGGCUAAAACCGGAGUGGAAAACCUUUUUCAAGGUGAUGUCGACAUUGCAAAAACGUUUCAGAGUUAUUGGAUCAAACCUUUGGCGAUGUAUCACACAAAACUACGACAAGUGAUUAUGUUGGACGCAGAUGCGAUUUUACUAAAAGAUCCGGCAGUGGUGCGGCAAAUGUCUGGAUACGUGCGUACAGGAACGACAUUCUUCCGAGACCGUAUUAUCAAGAGUAACAUGUUUCUGUCUGAGAAAAGGAAGAGUGGACAAACGAAUCUACACUAUUUGAUCGACUCUUUUCCGUAUAAGACUUAUAAUCUGAGUGGACCAGAGCCGUCCGACCGAUUAAAACGUAUGCAUUCGUGGCGAGGUCUCAGUGCACACACAAUGGACUCGUCUAUGGUGGUGAUUGAUAAGAAUAGAGCAGCGUUCGAGCUCGCACACCAAGACUAUUUUUUCACGCCCUGGGGAGUUAGUUUGACAGAGUCAGUCCCAAACAACGACGCUGCCCACCCUGAUACCAUGUGCGGCACUUUUACUCAUUUCUUACCUACUGAGAAUGCGAGUGAACCACCAGACCUGCUUCAUAUCAAUGGUAAGACGGUGCUAGAGCCGUACCCAUUUGGACUGCGUGGAAAUGCAGAACGCUGGCCCUCGCGGAUGUUUAAUGUUAAUCCUACACUUGUCACGCCGCGGUAUCGCCAUAGUGAUGAUGUAGACAUCUCUGAUCGCGAAUUGUACUGCCUGAACAACCUAGGAUCCGUUCGAUUUCCCUAUUACGUCUUCCGUUAUCUGCUACGUCGCCGAUAUCACUUCUUCGCAGUCAAGACACAUGUAUAUGUCGAUAACAGCAAAUACAUUUGGGUCACCAAGGCAUCACUGCAUGUGGGUCAACCUUCCCAAAAGCAAUGCAGCCGGUGCAAGGCUUUUUUUUCCGGUAUGUCGUCGGGCGUGCAUGGUGGUCGUUUGGCACAAACACAAGACGGAGUGCAACAGGCAGGUGCAAGCGCGGAAGCUGCAAGAACAGGUGCUUAG